GGCAGGCGGCAAGAUGCUGAAGUUCUUUGUAGUGGAACUGCUGGUUCUGCUGGCCAGUUCAUCGGUACUCUCCAUCGAUGUGGACACCGAACUGGGACGAGUGCGCGGUGCUAAUCUGACCUCCAGGUUGGGUUCGACCUUUCAUGCCUUUCGGGGCAUUCGCUAUGCCGAACCGCCCCUGGGAGAUUUGCGGUUUUUGAAUCCCCAGCCCGUGAAGCCCUGGUCCCCGAAAACCUUUGAUGCCACUGAAGAUGGACCGAUGUGCCCACAACCCUGGGAUAAUAUGACCGAUGUUUCCGAGGACUGUUUGCGGUUGAAUGUGUAUACAAAGGACUUGAAGGGCCGUCGACCGGUGAUCGUGUUCUUGCAUCCCGGAGGCUUCUAUGUCUUCUCCGGACAGAGUAAAUAUUUAGCCGGACCCGAGCAUUUCAUGGAUCGCGAUUGUGUGCUGGUUUCGCUAAAUUAUCGUCUUGGUAGCUUGGGCUUCCUGGCCACUGGAACUAAAGAAGCCCCUGGCAAUGCGGGAAUGAAGGAUCAGGUUCUGGCAUUGCGCUGGAUCCAGCGACAUAUCCAUCGAUUUGGUGGUGACCCCGGAAGUGUAACCCUUUUGGGCUAUAGUGCGGGUAGUAUCAGCGUAGCUCUGCACAUGCUAUCGCCCAUGUCCCAGGGUCUCUUCCAUCGAGGCAUCAGCAUGAGUGCUGCGCCAUAUGGACCAGUUCAGUAUAAAAGCAAUGACCUUCAACUGGCCAAACGACAGGCUGGACUAUUAAAGUGUCCCCAGGAACCGGUCAAGGAAAUGGUUGACUGUAUGAGACAAAAACCCUACCUGGAUUAUGUGAGCACCUACAACGGUAUGUUUGAGUUUGGCUGGAAUCCCGUUCUGAACUGGAGAAUCGUUGUCGAGGAGGACUUUGGCCAGGAACGCUACCUUAUCGAGAGUCCCUUCAAGACAGCUCGACGAGGUGACUUUUACAAGGUUCCCAUUAUUACCGGCGUUACGGAGUUUGAAUUUCUUUCUGGAGCAUUUUUUGAUCUGCGAAAUGAAAGCAUUGUGAGCAAAUACAACCAGGACUGGGAACACUUUGCUCCCAUUUCCCUGAUCUUCGAACGUAACUCAACCCAAUCGCAAGUUGCCAGUCGAGUUUUAAGGGAAAAGUAUAUGCCUGAAAGUAGAGACAAGCUGGAGUUCCCCAAAUCCCUCAAAGGUAUGGGAGAACUAUACAGUGAUGCCUUGAUUGGAGUAUCCUUCAAUCGCUUUCUUCGCCUAAUGGCUCCCCACACACCUAUUUACACCUAUCUGUUUCGAUAUAAGGGUAGAUACAGUUUCUUGAAAAAUCCCGAUAACCAGGAAGCCAUGGGCCCCGUUCACCACGAUGAGCUCAUAUAUCUAUUCCACGUGGGACUUUUGACUCCUCUUUUAAAACGAGAGGACCCCGAAAACUUUAUGAUUGAGCUAAUGACGCGCAUGUGGUUUGAGUUUGCUCAAAAAGGGAAUCCCCACAACAAGAGCGAUGAAUACCUGAAAGAUCUUAACUGGCCACUCUACAACUCGCAAGAUAAAGCCUAUCUGGAAAUCGGUACCAAUCUAACCGCAAAAACUGGUGGCUUCUUUCAGGAUCGAUAUCACAUCUGGGAUGAAUUAUUCCCCCUAUCCAGCUUUUGCUGAGAAUUUUUCAAGUCUCAGAAUGUAACUUUAUAUUUUUCCGAAUUUAUAGUACCGUUUUAAUCAUAAUAAUAAUUAAAAAAAUAAUAUUGUUUCAAAUAUAUAGAU
This is a messenger RNA of Drosophila subpulchrella, 1771 nucleotides long. Its product is annotated as venom carboxylesterase-6. Lineage: Eukaryota; Metazoa; Arthropoda; Insecta; Diptera; Drosophilidae. Bases 14 to 1666 code for a protein of 550 amino acids. The record is from RefSeq and is a predicted model, not a curated record. The transcript has 4 exons.